CGACUGAAGCUGUUAAAGGUUUGAUCACCAUGGGUUUGUUUGAGACAGAACCAGAUGUCUAUCUGGAUCCUCAGGGAGCAGAAAUAACAUGGAAACAAUACAUUUGCACCAAAUUUAACAAAUCUGGAGAAAUUUUGACAGAUUCACUGAAAGAUGUUAUUUUGGACCGACUUGGCAAGGACCCCAAACAGUUGGAUGUUAUUGUCAGGCUGGGUUUAAUUGAUGAUCUCCCUGUGGAGAAACGAGGCACCCCCAUAGAUACACUCUGUAACUACCUGGCCAAACGACUUUCUUAUGGUGCACAUGAACGUGACAUGGUUCUCAUGCGCCAUGACAUUGGUAUUCAGUGGGGUGAUGGCAAGAUGGAGGAGAGGAGCAUUGACCUAGUUUCAUAUGGAGACAUUGGAGGAUUUUCUGCAAUGGCUAAAACAGUGGGGUUACCAAUAGGCAUCGCUGCUCGAAUGAUCCUCACUGGUGAGAUUCAAACUAAAGGUGUGUGUUGCCCAACAGCACCUGAAAUGUGUCUAUCCAUACUCCAGAGACUAAAGAAUGAAGGCAUUGCUGCCACAGAGAAGAGCACACUUAAAUAAAAUGUUUUCUUCUUAAAGAAAAUAAAAACUCUGUAUUUGAAGUAGAUAAAGGACAGUAAAUUAAUACUGAACCAAAUCUAUCAAUGUACUGUCACAAUCUCAUCUUCCGCAUUUAUUCAGAUUUUCAUGUACUUUGUUGUAAUGUUAUAAGAUGGCGUGGUUGGAUGGUAGAACAACGCCCAACCGUAAUCCCAAAAGUCUUGAGUUAGGAUGGAAGAUUUGAGUCAGUAGAAUGUUAUGAGUCCACCUAGCUCUGAUGGGUACCAGACUUACAUCAGGAAAAGUACAGGUAGCUGGGUUAGAACAGACAACAAUAUCGCUUUAUUUGCCAAGGUUAUAGAAUCAGAUGAACUCUACUUCAUUUUCUCUAUGGACCAUUAGGUCCAAAAGAGUUACCUACUUAUUGUAAUAUUAUUUUGCAUUGAUAUUUCAUGCUUUGAUUUUCAUUAGUGAAAAGUUAAAAAAAAAUUAUGUAUUCAGCAAUUUAUUGUGUAAUGUUAAUCUUUUCCAGAACAUACUCUUA
Physella acuta is the source of this 1113-nucleotide messenger RNA. RefSeq names its product alpha-aminoadipic semialdehyde synthase, mitochondrial. The record is from RefSeq and is a predicted model, not a curated record. Lineage: Eukaryota; Metazoa; Mollusca; Gastropoda; Physidae. Gene Ontology annotation, cellular component: cytoplasm. Gene Ontology annotation, molecular function: saccharopine dehydrogenase activity.